AUGCCAAGGCAAAGGAACCCGGAGGUAGAGCAUCGAAGCUCAGCCAAUCAUCAGUCCCUCGAUUCGAAAUGGAUGCCCAACCGUCUGUAUCAUCGCCACUCACAGCUUGCGCCCGUGCUAAUUCAAGACAGAAUGAUAGCGUCUGCCGUGGUGGUCCCAGAGGAGCAGCCGGCCCUUUCGCCUGCCGCGCGAUCAGCCUCACCCCCUAAGAGCAAAAAACGAGGACUUUCCUUCGAAUCUGACGAAGGUUCUAAACGACCUCGUAUCAGCAAAGAAUCAAAUGAACACAAUUUCAAGACAAAUGGCUCAUUAGAUGACGCGUCUGAACAAGGGCGGCGAUCAGGUGCCCGCCGCGACGGAGCAGCAGAAGAGAGGAAGCGAGGACAAAGACUAUUUGGCGCAUUGCUAGGUACACUCUCACAAAGCUCGACAUCCGCGACUCAAAAGCGUCGAGAAAUUGAGAGAAGACAGCAGGCCAAAAUCCGACAACAGGCAGAAGAAGACGAUCAAAACAUUCGGCAGAAAUCUGAUGAGCUUAGGCGCACGCGCGUUAAAGAACAGAGAAGCUAUGAUACUGAAUCUAUGCAUCUUCGCCACACUAACACUGUCACAAUGGCUAAUUUUCUACGGACAAAGGCUGAGCCAAGGCUGUUCUUUCGUCCGUGGGAUCUCAUGCCAGAAGAAGAAGACCAGAUCAAGCGCCAAGUAGAGGAUGCCGAAGCUGAUAGAGACCGUGAGCGUGAAGAACAUCGCCGCCGGGAGCAAGAGUGGGAGGAAGAGCAGGAUGUCACACUCAAUGAUGCGCCGGGCGAGUCUCAGCCCAUAGAGAGUACACAACGACCAGGUAACUCCGACCAACUCGAUCCGGUUGGGCGGGAGGAACCCUCAAACGCUCCAGAUGACAUGGCCACCAUUGAUACUCACCAUACGGAACAAACCCACGACGCGGACAAGAAUGUCGAAGACACACCAAUUGUUCCGGUUGCGGAGGAUGACCAUGCUGGGGAUGACAACGGUGAAGAGGUCCUUGAAACAGGAGAGGACACUGUACUAUACUGA
Molecule: messenger RNA, 1059 nt
Organism: Pseudovirgaria hyperparasitica
Lineage: Eukaryota; Fungi; Ascomycota; Dothideomycetes; Acrospermales; Acrospermaceae
Exons: 4
Coding region: 1-1059 (352 amino acids)
Cellular component (GO): catalytic step 2 spliceosome
Source: RefSeq, a predicted model, not a curated record